Messenger RNA from Carassius carassius (crucian carp), 1408 nucleotides. RefSeq names its product lysophosphatidic acid receptor 3-like. Bases 172 to 1245 code for a protein of 357 amino acids. Gene Ontology annotation, cellular component: membrane. NCBI's taxonomy places the organism in Eukaryota, Metazoa, Chordata, Actinopteri, Cypriniformes, Cyprinidae. The transcript has 3 exons. Gene Ontology annotation, biological process: G protein-coupled receptor signaling pathway. Gene Ontology annotation, molecular function: lysophosphatidic acid receptor activity. The record is from RefSeq and is a predicted model, not a curated record.
CACUCUCCUCCCUAAAACUCUCGAGAUCCAACUCCUGCAGAAACUUCACUGACUUCACUUCAGAGUCGUCUCGUGUUUGUGGAGUCACGCCGGAUUGCGCGAUACUUCGGACUACACAUGGAGAGUGAACCGAGUACCUGACGGGUCUGUCACUGUGGUUUUUGUCCAAAGAUGGCCAGGUAUAACGUAUGCUACCAUGAAAAGCCCAUGGGCUUUUUCUACAACAACAGCAACAUAACCUCAAAUGAAUGGGACCAAACACAGCUCAUCCUGGUUCAGUGCGCUGGAUCCAUCUGCUGUUGUUUCAUCCUAGUGGCCAACGCCAUGAUUAUCGCGGCAGUGGUGACAAACAGGAGGUUUCACUUCCCCUUCUACUAUCUCCUCGCCAACCUUGCCGCCUCAGACUUUCUCGCCGGGAUCGCUUACGUGUAUCUCAUGUUCAAUACAGGGGAAAUAUCUCGCGAGCUCACCGUUCACGGCUACUUCUUUCGGCAGGGCUUGCUGGACACUAGUCUCUCCGCGUCUCUGACCAACCUCCUGGUGAUCGCCCUCGAGCGCUACAUCUCCAUCAUGAACUGGAAGGUUCACAGUAACCUCACCAAACGGCGCGUGACCCUGUUGAUUGCCCUUGUGUGGGGUAUAUCUCUAUUUAUGGGGGCCGUUCCUAGUUUGGGCUGGAACUGUAUCUGCAGUCUGGACCAGUGCUCCACAUUGGCACCCAUCUUUAGCCGGAGCUACCUGAUCUUCUGGUCUAUGUCCAACCUGGUUCUCUUCCUCAUAAUGGUGUGCAUAUACUUGAGGAUAUACAUCUAUGUGACGAGAAAGACUGUUGUCCUGAAGGCACACACUUCUGGAUCUAUUCAUCGGAAGAGGACGCCAGUCAAGCUCAUCAAAACUGUGAUGACCGUACUUGGAGCAUUUGUGAUCUGCUGGACCCCUGGACUUGUGGUUCUGCUCAUGGAUGGACUCAAUUGCGAGGAAUGCAAAGUACUGAAAUUCAAACGCUGGCUGCUGCUCCUCGCCGUCCUCAACUCCGUCAUGAACCCGAUCAUCUACUCCUACAGAGAUGAGGAAAUGUGGACCACUAUCAAGAACCUGAUGCGCUGCAUUUACAGCGGGACGAGGCGACAGAGGUCAUCCAGGGCCAACAUUCAGCGCAACUCUGGUCGGGAGACUAACAGUAGCCUGAAAGAGAACAACGCAGAGGACAGCAAGGUCUCCACAACGGAGAUACUGACGUCUUGAAGGUGGGCCGGGUUCUUUUUGGACUCUGUGAGAGCCAUUUUUAUCAUCCUGAUGUGCUAUUGCUCCUGAAUUCUCCAGCAGUCUGCCCUCAGAGAUGAAAAGUCAGAGCAGAACUCAAAGGGAAUUUAAUGACAGUGCAAAGCAAUGCAUUAUUUCUACCAUU